Guyanagaster necrorhizus is the source of this 1433-nucleotide messenger RNA. RefSeq lists its product as uncharacterized. The record is from RefSeq and is a predicted model, not a curated record. The transcript has 6 exons. Lineage: Eukaryota; Fungi; Basidiomycota; Agaricomycetes; Agaricales; Physalacriaceae. Bases 77 to 1339 code for a protein of 420 amino acids. Gene Ontology annotation, cellular component: nucleus.
UGUUACCCGACUUGGACAGCAACCAUAAGGGAAGGCUCACGAUUCAUUGCACACACUUUGCAUGUGAGUGUCUGCAAUGACUUUCACUAACUUUCCUAGCGUGUAUUCGUCGGAUUCGGGCUUCUCUAUUCUUCCAGUCCAUACACAUGUUGAAGAUCCUUUGAACGAUUUGACCUUACAGGCUUUCAAUCAGUUUGUUAAUGAAGAUGUUGAGAUGCAGGCACCUCUUUCAGAGAGCGGCGCAUUCGUAGUGGUGGACACGAACAUAUUGCUACAUGAUUUUGAUGUCCUGGUUCAAUUCGUCGAAGACAUUGAAAGAGAAAAUGUUUCGGUAAUUGUUAUCAUCCCUGGGGUGGUCAUCCAGGAACUAGAUGGACACAAACACAAUCAGUCAUUGAGAUGGUUUGCCAGACGAUCUUCUACUUGGCUGUUGAAGAAGGUCCAGGAAAGGCGGUCCGUGAAAGGACAGGCGACUGAGGAGACUCUUAGACGAUCAGGCAACUGGAGAGUCGCGCUGCGGGAUGAGGUCCAGAAAGAUGGUGACAGAGGCAACGAUGAGCUGAUCGUCGAUUGCUGCAAGUAUUUCGCACUAAUCCGCCGCACUGUCCUUUGGAGUGGCGACAAGAAUCUUUGUAUUGACGUGCAUGCCGAAAGAACCAUUGGCGCAUUGUCUACUGAUCAUCGCCAAUGGACAAGUCGCUAUCUCAUUGGUGUCAUUUUUGAAAACACUCUCGACCCGAACAGAUUCGCAUCUGAGAAACCGACAUAUAAAAGAGACACGCGCAUUGUCGAAGAAACGAGCCAGCUUCCAAGCCAUACACGAGACCCUGACGGCAUGGACAUCGAUGAAGAGGAUGAUGACGGUCUGGUCAUCAUUCGAACAGACGCUCGCGAUCUCCUUCACGUCCAAGUUGUCAAUCACUUCUCUAUGCUGUUGGCUCAACUUGUUCUGCGCGUUGGGAAUGCCGAAAUACGCUCAUACCAGCCACGCUCGGUGUCCAGAUAUGCUCCUGAAUGGCAACAGAAUAGGAAACCGAUUGUGGAUUGGAAUGUUUCUGAGCUGUUGGAGUAUCUGGAUGGUAAGAAAUGCCGCGAGGCUACGAACCCCAAACUGGAGUGGUUCCUGCAGCUUCCCCCUAGUUAUCGACCAGACCCAAAAAGCAAUGAUUCACGUGGCUCGCGAAGAGGACAAGAUUGGUCGCGAACAGACUGGUUGAAUGCGCUUGGUAGUCUGAAGAAAAUUGGGAUUGACUGGGUAGAUACUCCCAUUCAAGAAUCCCUGGCUAUGUUAGAGCGAGAAUUAUCAUUCGUGUUUUCACAGGGGAUGGUAAUCAUAUGAGCAGUUCUGGUACAUACAUUUAUUAAACUGUUAGGCUAUCUGGCAUACAUUGUGUGGCUGGAAACAAGCUGGAUAACGCUGGAUUUGUCUCGAC